UGGCUUAGAAUGCGCCUUCUCUCUUCUCUGCAGACAAACCAUAACGAGAAAAUUUCGGCCUCCAACCAUUUCUAACUUAAUAAAAGCCUUCACGUUCGAAACCCUCGCGACGUCCGCAUUCCUACAUUUCAUUCAGGGGACCAAAACACCAUGUAAAAAUACAUACCAAAAAUCAGGAGAUCAAUGAUUUCCUCUGAAUUUUUCGUUCGAUAACUUACUUUUUGAUCAACAGUUUUUUGUAUUCAUUUAUUUUUUAUAUCUAGAACCAAUGGACGAAGAAAUGGAGGAAUUCAUUGUAGAAUGUUCGGACGUAUCCGAAAUUGACUCGGAAUAUGAGUUUGACGCCGCUCAGUUCUUUGAUUUCUGCCGGCCGGAGUCAACUUCCGAGGCUGAAGAAGCCGAACGCUGGUUUCAAACUGCCGGCAAUUAUCCGCCUUCUCCUCUCAUUAUAAAGUUAAACCUGGGGAAAGAGAUUACAGCAGGAAACUCAAGUGGUUGCUCAAGGUUACAAGAAGGGAAAACGGCAAAAUCAAAUUGCAACAACUCAUACAUUUCUCCUGUUGGUUCGCCCUCCAAAUCAAAAAUUAAAGGAACAAUAUCCAAAGGUCAAAGGGCUCAUGAAAUUUGUAAGACAAAUCCGGAGCCAAGAUCUUCAAAAGCAAGAGGUUCAACAUUAAUGAAGCCCACGGCUAGUCAUUUGGCUAAACAGAAGUUUCAGAAAACAUCUAGCAAGACUGAUGUGACAAGCUCACAGAAUUCUUUGGCAUCUGAAAAUUUUGCUACCAAAAGGCAAAAGCUAGAGAUCGGUUAUCUACUUAAGAUUGCUCAUUUGAAGCAUCAACGUCUGUUAUCUCACAAGAUGUUGAAAAAGGAGACCUCAACCAUCUCUAACUCGGCACAUCCCAAAUCUAAAGUUACUGUUCCAAGAGAACCUGAACUGGAAACUCUGCAGAGGGCACAAAGGCGAACUUUCAGGUGCAACAAGGACUCAGAGUCAAGUGAAAUCACAAAAGCCAAAACCCAAAUGUUUAAAGCACGGCCCGUGAACAGAAAUAUUCUCAAGGCUCCUGCAUUACCUCCUCUCAGAAAGACUAGAGCACCGUUGCCUGAGUUUCAUUUAUCAAGCACUCUAAAUGCUGAUUCUGCCACACAGAAUGCUUUAGUGGACUUUAAAAGACCAAACACUCAAACUGCUGUUAAGCAGGGGAAAUCUGUGACAUCACUCAAAUCAAGAUCUCAUAAAUGUAACAAGAUCUUUCCAAGUAAGGAAGAUAAUGGCAUAGGUGAAGACAUUGGACAAGAAAGUGCAUACUCAAUGGACUCUAGAUCCAUAUUUGAUGAGAAACUUUCAGUGCAUCCACCAAUUGAACUGUUUAAUAAGUUAUCCCUUAGAUCUGAGAAGAAAACAAGUGAAGUGUCCCACCCGAAAAAGAAUCCCUCAGCAAAGGAGUUAAAAGAGAACGCUCCAAAUUGUUUGCAGCUCAAAACUCGGAGAUGUGUUGGAAAGCCAAAUCAGUGUGCAGCAGAGAGGGGCACUCCCAGGAUUGGGUACCAGUUCAGCAUGAACAGGAGCUUGGGAAUCCGAUGAGAAUCUAGCGGUUAACAUUUGCGGUUGUUGAAUUAGUGCAAGUUGUUGCUUGGAUCUAAAAUGGUUCCCCCACUUGCAGAGACCUCUGUUUCAUGGAAGGUAGAUCCUCCUAAUUCCGGGAGUUAUUUGGAAAUAUUUGUCUUUAGUUAUAGGAAAUAAAAGACUGUCCUCCACACUUGCAACACCAAAAUUUUGUGGCUAGCACUGUACAGCAAGUCAAAUAUAGUGUAUUCCUUUUGGUCUGUUAUGUACAUCUACAAGGUACAUGUGCUAGGAUGGGGAUUGCAGUCUUUUUAACUACCCAAUACAUAAAUGUAUACAACUCAACAGUUCAAAUGAAGUUGCACAGAGGGAAAGACUGCUUCUGUCCGUUACUUAAAUCC
Nicotiana attenuata is the source of this 1971-nucleotide messenger RNA. RefSeq names its product protein TPX2-like. Gene Ontology annotation, molecular function: microtubule binding; protein kinase activator activity. The transcript is spliced from 16 exons. The record is from RefSeq and is a predicted model, not a curated record. The coding region runs from base 269 to 1588 and encodes 439 amino acids. Gene Ontology annotation, cellular component: mitotic spindle; nuclear microtubule. NCBI's taxonomy places the organism in Eukaryota, Viridiplantae, Streptophyta, Magnoliopsida, Solanales, Solanaceae. Gene Ontology annotation, biological process: mitotic spindle assembly; regulation of mitotic spindle organization; activation of protein kinase activity.